AUGAAUAUUGAAUCCGAAUUCAGUGAUAAUAAAUUUAAAUAUAAUGGAGAAAUUCUUGGUGUUACGCGAGAGAUAAAAAAUAUUGAGAUAAAAGAAGAGGUCAAUGACGAGAGAACAGAAGAAAGAGGUUUGCAGAGAAAUAGUGAAGGUUACGAAAUGACAUCAAAGUUAACGGAAGAUAAAAAAGAGACGGAAGAAAUAGCUGCUGAAAAACUUCAAACAACUGAAAAUAAAGCAAGAAAAUUAGAUACAAUUGAGAAUAAGAAAAGGAUAAAAACGAAGGAAGCAGAAUAUCAAGUGGAAAACAAACAAGGAAUUCAAGAUAAGCGAAGCAACAACAAAGUGAACGAAACGGAGGGGAAAAACGACGAAAAAAAUAUAGGCACAAAAACGACGAAACCAGCGAAAAUUAACACACAAAAGAGAGGAUCAAAGAAAGUGGGAGAAAACCAACGAAACGAAAGAAAAUUAACAACACAAAAAACAAAAUCAAAGAACACAUCUAAAAACAGCAAAACAGAAAUGAACCAAACAAAACACCACUUGAAUGAAGGAACAACAAAAACGCUUAAGGAAAGAAAAAGCGGAAAAAAUAAAAAAAAAAAGAGGGUCAAGCACAGCAUAGAGCAGCUAGAUUGCGUCACCGUACAUCAGAAAAAAAGAAGAACCACAACGGAAAGAAGGAAUGACGUAAACGACGAAACCAGUAGGGAUGUGGAAACGAUCACGGUUCCGAUGCCGUCAUUGACUGAGGACAGACUGCAGACGGGUUCUGUGUCGGAUGCUGUACAGUCAGUGAGCCCACAUGAGGACACAGAUUCACACGGAAACAAUUCUCUCAGUUCGACUGACAACAAGGAGGGUGGGGAAAAUGUGUCACAAUCCGGUCGCACGAGUGAUGUAGAUUUUGGUGGACACAGCACUGAUGAUGACAGUCGAGAUGUGGAUGAGCGUUCGAGUGUGGAUAAUGAUGUGACGAGUGUGACGAAGGAGGGGCAAUCACAUGAGACUGAGAGAGGGUCAGUCGCAGUAGAUAUGGAUGGUGAGACUGUGACACAGGUAGUUGGUGAGGACAAGAUGGUAUCGGUUGGUGAGCACGAAUUUGUGGACAACGAACAACAGGGUGCAUCACGAUCACCCGAUGUAGAUUGGGAGUCACGAAUCGAAGCGACACCUGAGCCGAUCGACGAGACCAGUGGGGAUGUGGAAACGAUCACGGUUCCGAUGCCGUCAUUGACUGAGGACAGACUGCAGACGGGUUCUGUGUCGGAUGCUGUACAGUCAGUGAGCCCACAUGAGGACACAGAUUCACACGGAAACAAUUCUCUCAGUUCGACUGACAACAAGGAGGGUGGGGAAAAUGUGUCACAAUCCGGUCGCACGAGUGAUGUAGAUUUUGGUGGACACAGCACUGAUGAUGACAGUCGAGAUGUGGAUGAGCGUUCGAGUGUGGAUAAUGAUGUGACGAGUGUGACGAAGGAGGGGCAAUCACAUGAGACUGAGAGAGGGUCAGUCGCAGUAGAUAUGGAUGGUGAGACUGUGACACAGGUAGUUGGUGAGGACAAGAUGGUAUCGGUUGGUGAGCACGAAUUUGUGGACAACGAACAACAGGGUGCAUCACGAUCACCCGAUGUAGAUUGGGAGUCACGAAUCGAAGCGACACCUGAGCCGAUCGACGAGACCAGUGGAGAUGUGGAAACGAUCACGGUUCCGAUGCCGUCAUUGACUGAGGACAGACUGCAGACGGGUUCUGUGUCGGAUGCUGUACAGUCAGUGAGCCCACAUGAGGACACAGAUUCACACGGAAACAAUUCUCUCAGUUCGACUGACAACAAGGAGGGUGGGGAAAAUGUGUCACAAUCCGGUCGCACGAGUGAUGUAGAUUUUGGUGGACACAGCACUGAUGAUGACAGUCGAGAUGUGGAUGAGCGUUCGAGUGUGGAUAAUGAUGUGACGAGUGUGACGAAGGAGGGGCAAUCACAUGAGACUGAGAGAGGGUCAGUCGCAGUAGAUAUGGAUGGUGAGACUGUGACACAGGUAGUUGGUGAGGACAAGAUGGUAUCGGUUGGUGAGCACGAAUUUGUGGACAACGAACAACAGGGUGCAUCACGAUCACCCGAUGUAGAUUGGGAGUCACGAAUCGAAGCGACACCUGAGCCGAUCGACGAGACCAGUGGGGAUGUGGAAACGAUCACGGUUCCGAUGCCGUCAUUGACUGAGGACAGACUGCAGACGGGUUCUGUGUCGGAUGCUGUACAGUCAGUGAGCCCACAUGAGGACACAGAUUCACACGGAAACAAUUCUCUCAGUUCGACUGACAACAAGGAGGGUGGGGAAAAUGUGUCACAAUCCGGUCGCACGAGUGAUGUAGAUUUUGGUGGACACAGCACUGAUGAUGACAGUCGAGAUGUGGAUGAGCGUUCGAGUGUGGAUAAUGAUGUGACGAGUGUGACGAAGGAGGGGCAAUCACAUGAGACUGAGAGAGGGUCAGUCGCAGUAGAUAUGGAUGGUGAGACUGUGACACAGGUAGUUGGUGAGGACAAGAUGGUAUCGGUUGGUGAGCACGAAUUUGUGGACAACGAACAACAGGGUGCAUCACGAUCACCCGAUGUAGAUUGGGAGUCACGAAUCGAAGCGACACCUGAGCCGAUCGACGAGACCAGUGGAGAUGUGGAAACGAUCACGGUUCCGAUGCCGUCAUUGACUGAGGACAGACUGCAGACGGGUUCUGUGUCGGAUGCUGUACAGUCAGUGAGCCCACAUGAGGACACAGAUUCACACGGAAACAAUUCUCUCAGUUCGACUGACAACAAGGAGGGUGGGGAAAAUGUGUCACAAUCCGGUCGCACGAGUGAUGUAGAUUUUGGUGGACACAGCACUGAUGAUGACAGUCGAGAUGUGGAUGAGCGUUCGAGUGUGGAUAAUGAUGUGACGAGUGUGACGAAGGAGGGGCAAUCACAUGAGACUGAGAGAGGGUCAGUCGCAGUAGAUAUGGAUGGUGAGACUGUGACACAGGUAGUUGGUGAGGACAAGAUGGUAUCGGUUGGUGAGCACGAAUUUGUGGACAACGAACAACAGGGUGCAUCACGAUCACCCGAUGUAGAUUGGGAGUCACGAAUCGAAGCGACACCUGAGCCGAUCGACGAGACCAGUGGGGAUGUGGAAACGAUCACGGUUCCGAUGCCGUCAUUGACUGAGGACAGACUGCAGACGGGUUCUGUGUCGGAUGCUGUACAGUCAGUGAGCCCACAUGAGGACACAGAUUCACACGGAAACAAUUCUCUCAGUUCGACUGACAACAAGGAGGGUGGGGAAAAUGUGUCACAAUCCGGUCGCACGAGUGAUGUAGAUUUUGGUGGACACAGCACUGAUGAUGACAGUCGAGAUGUGGAUGAGCGUUCGAGUGUGGAUAAUGAUGUGACGAGUGUGACGAAGGAGGGGCAAUCACAUGAGACUGAGAGAGGGUCAGUCGCAGUAGAUAUGGAUGGUGAGACUGUGACACAGGUAGUUGGUGAGGACAAGAUGGUAUCGGUUGGUGAGCACGAAUUUGUGGACAACGAACAACAGGGUGCAUCACGAUCACCCGAUGUAGAUUGGGAGUCACGAAUCGAAGCGACACCUGAGCCGAUCGACGAGACCAGUGGGGAUGUGGAAACGAUCACGGUUCCGAUGCCGUCAUUGACUGAGGACAGACUGCAGACGGGUUCUGUGUCGGAUGCUGUACAGUCAGUGAGCCCACAUGAGGACACAGAUUCACACGGAAACAAUUCUCUCAGUUCGACUGACAACAAGGAGGGUGGGGAAAAUGUGUCACAAUCCGGUCGCACGAGUGAUGUAGAUUUUGGUGGACACAGCACUGAUGAUGACAGUCGAGAUGUGGAUGAGCGUUCGAGUGUGGAUAAUGAUGUGACGAGUGUGACGAAGGAGGGGCAAUCACAUGAGACUGAGAGAGGGUCAGUCGCAGUAGAUAUGGAUGGUGAGACUGUGACACAGGUAGUUGGUGAGGACAAGAUGGUAUCGGUUGGUGAGCACGAAUUUGUGGACAACGAACAACAGGGUGCAUCACGAUCACCCGAUGUAGAUUGGGAGUCACGAAUCGAAGCGACACCUGAGCCGAUCGACGAGACCAGUGGGGAUGUGGAAACGAUCACGGUUCCGAUGCCGUCAUUGACUGAGGACAGACUGCAGACGGGUUCUGUGUCGGAUGCUGUACAGUCAGUGAGCCCACAUGAGGACACAGAUUCACACGGAAACAAUUCUCUCAGUUCGACUGACAACAAGGAGGGUGGGGAAAAUGUGUCACAAUCCGGUCGCACGAGUGAUGUAGAUUUUGGUGGACACAGCACUGAUGAUGACAGUCGAGAUGUGGAUGAGCGUUCGAGUGUGGAUAAUGAUGUGACGAGUGUGACGAAGGAGGGGCAAUCACAUGAGACUGAGAGAGGGUCAGUCGCAGUAGAUAUGGAUGGUGAGACUGUGACACAGGUAGUUGGUGAGGACAAGAUGGUAUCGGUUGGUGAGCACGAAUUUGUGGACAACGAACAACAGGGUGCAUCACGAUCACCCGAUGUAGAUUGGGAGUCACGAAUCGAAGCGACACCUGAGCCGAUCGACGAGACCAGUGGGGAUGUGGAAACGAUCACGGUUCCGAUGCCGUCAUUGACUGAGGACAGACUGCAGACGGGUUCUGUGUCGGAUGCUGUACAGUCAGUGAGCCCACAUGAGGACACAGAUUCACACGGAAACAAUUCUCUCAGUUCGACUGACAACAAGGAGGGUGGGGAAAAUGUGUCACAAUCCGGUCGCACGAGUGAUGUAGAUUUUGGUGGACACAGCACUGAUGAUGACAGUCGAGAUGUGGAUGAGCGUUCGAGUGUGGAUAAUGAUGUGACGAGUGUGACGAAGGAGGGGCAAUCACAUGAGACUGAGAGAGGGUCAGUCGCAGUAGAUAUGGAUGGUGAGACUGUGACACAGGUAGUUGGUGAGGACAAGAUGGUAUCGGUUGGUGAGCACGAAUUUGUGGACAACGAACAACAGGGUGCAUCACGAUCACCCGAUGUAGAUUGGGAGUCACGAAUCGAAGCGACACCUGAGCCGAUCGACGAGACCAGUGGAGAUGUGGAAACGAUCACGGUUCCGAUGCCGUCAUUGACUGAGGACAGACUGCAGACGGGUUCUGUGUCGGAUGCUGUACAGUCAGUGAGCCCACAUGAGGACACAGAUUCACACGGAAACAAUUCUCUCAGUUCGACUGACAACAAGGAGGGUGGGGAAAAUGUGUCACAAUCCGGUCGCACGAGUGAUGUAGAUUUUGGUGGACACAGCACUGAUGAUGACAGUCGAGAUGUGGAUGAGCGUUCGAGUGUGGAUAAUGAUGUGACGAGUGUGACGAAGGAGGGGCAAUCACAUGAGACUGAGAGAGGGUCAGUCGCAGUAGAUAUGGAUGGUGAGACUGUGACACAGGUAGUUGGUGAGGACAAGAUGGUAUCGGUUGGUGAGCACGAAUUUGUGGACAACGAACAACAGGGUGCAUCACGAUCACCCGAUGUAGAUUGGGAGUCACGAAUCGAAGCGACACCUGAGCCGAUCGACGAGACCAGUGGAGAUGUGGAAACGAUCACGGUUCCGAUGCCGUCAUUGACUGAGGACAGACUGCAGACGGGUUCUGUGUCGGAUGCUGUACAGUCAGUGAGCCCACAUGAGGACACAGAUUCACACGGAAACAAUUCUCUCAGUUCGACUGACAACAAGGAGGGUGGGGAAAAUGUGUCACAAUCCGGUCGCACGAGUGAUGUAGAUUUUGGUGGACACAGCACUGAUGAUGACAGUCGAGAUGUGGAUGAGCGUUCGAGUGUGGAUAAUGAUGUGACGAGUGUGACGAAGGAGGGGCAAUCACAUGAGACUGAGAGAGGGUCAGUCGCAGUAGAUAUGGAUGGUGAGACUGUGACACAGGUAGUUGGUGAGGACAAGAUGGUAUCGGUUGGUGAGCACGAAUUUGUGGACAACGAACAACAGGGUGCAUCACGAUCACCCGAUGUAGAUUGGGAGUCACGAAUCGAAGCGACACCUGAGCCGAUCGACGAGACCAGUGGGGAUGUGGAAACGAUCACGGUUCCGAUGCCGUCAUUGACUGAGGACAGACUGCAGACGGGUUCUGUGUCGGAUGCUGUACAGUCAGUGAGCCCACAUGAGGACACAGAUUCACACGGAAACAAUUCUCUCAGUUCGACUGACAACAAGGAGGGUGGGGAAAAUGUGUCACAAUCCGGUCGCACGAGUGAUGUAGAUUUUGGUGGACACAGCACUGAUGAUGACAGUCGAGAUGUGGAUGAGCGUUCGAGUGUGGAUAAUGAUGUGACGAGUGUGACGAAGGAGGGGCAAUCACAUGAGACUGAGAGAGGGUCAGUCGCAGUAGAUAUGGAUGGUGAGACUGUGACACAGGUAGUUGGUGAGGACAAGAUGGUAUCGGUUGGUGAGCACGAAUUUGUGGACAACGAACAACAGGGUGCAUCACGAUCACCCGAUGUAGAUUGGGAGUCACGAAUCGAAGCGACACCUGAGCCGAUCGACGAGACCAGUGGAGAUGUGGAAACGAUCACGGUUCCGAUGCCGUCAUUGACUGAGGACAGACUGCAGACGGGUUCUGUGUCGGAUGCUGUACAGUCAGUGAGCCCACAUGAGGACACAGAUUCACACGGAAACAAUUCUCUCAGUUCGACUGACAACAAGGAGGGUGGGGAAAAUGUGUCACAAUCCGGUCGCACGAGUGAUGUAGAUUUUGGUGGACACAGCACUGAUGAUGACAGUCGAGAUGUGGAUGAGCGUUCGAGUGUGGAUAAUGAUGUGACGAGUGUGACGAAGGAGGGGCAAUCACAUGAGACUGAGAGAGGGUCAGUCGCAGUAGAUAUGGAUGGUGAGACUGUGACACAGGUAGUUGGUGAGGACAAGAUGGUAUCGGUUGGUGAGCACGAAUUUGUGGACAACGAACAACAGGGUGCAUCACGAUCACCCGAUGUAGAUUGGGAGUCACGAAUCGAAGCGACACCUGAGCCGAUCGACGAGACCAGUGGGGAUGUGGAAACGAUCACGGUUCCGAUGCCGUCAUUGACUGAGGACAGACUGCAGACGGGUUCUGUGUCGGAUGCUGUACAGUCAGUGAGCCCACAUGAGGACACAGAUUCACACGGAAACAAUUCUCUCAGUUCGACUGACAACAAGGAGGGUGGGGAAAAUGUGUCACAAUCCGGUCGCACGAGUGAUGUAGAUUUUGGUGGACACAGCACUGAUGAUGACAGUCGAGAUGUGGAUGAGCGUUCGAGUGUGGAUAAUGAUGUGACGAGUGUGACGAAGGAGGGGCAAUCACAUGAGACUGAGAGAGGGUCAGUCGCAGUAGAUAUGGAUGGUGAGACUGUGACACAGGUAGUUGGUGAGGACAAGAUGGUAUCGGUUGGUGAGCACGAAUUUGUGGACAACGAACAACAGGGUGCAUCACGAUCACCCGAUGUAGAUUGGGAGUCACGAAUCGAAGCGACACCUGAGCCGAUCGACGAGACCAGUGGGGAUGUGGAAACGAUCACGGUUCCGAUGCCGUCAUUGACUGAGGACAGACUGCAGACGGGUUCUGUGUCGGAUGCUGUACAGUCAGUGAGCCCACAUGAGGACACAGAUUCACACGGAAACAAUUCUCUCAGUUCGACUGACAACAAGGAGGGUGGGGAAAAUGUGUCACAAUCCGGUCGCACGAGUGAUGUAGAUUUUGGUGGACACAGCACUGAUGAUGACAGUCGAGAUGUGGAUGAGCGUUCGAGUGUGGAUAAUGAUGUGACGAGUGUGACGAAGGAGGGGCAAUCACAUGAGACUGAGAGAGGGUCAGUCGCAGUAGAUAUGGAUGGUGAGACUGUGACACAGGUAGUUGGUGAGGACAAGAUGGUAUCGGUUGGUGAGCACGAAUUUGUGGACAACGAACAACAGGGUGCAUCACGAUCACCCGAUGUAGAUUGGGAGUCACGAAUCGAAGCGACACCUGAGCCGAUCGACGAGACCAGUGGAGAUGUGGAAACGAUCACGGUUCCGAUGCCGUCAUUGACUGAGGACAGACUGCAGACGGGUUCUGUGUCGGAUGCUGUACAGUCAGUGAGCCCACAUGAGGACACAGAUUCACACGGAAACAAUUCUCUCAGUUCGACUGACAACAAGGAGGGUGGGGAAAAUGUGUCACAAUCCGGUCGCACGAGUGGUUCUGAUGUUGUUGAACGCAACACUUUUGGUUUUGUUGAGGAUGUGUAUGUUGAAAAAUGUUUCUUAUCUUUUCAUCGUGUCUGUGUUUUUGUUGGUCAGUUGGUUUACGAAAAUUCUUUGAAUAGUUUUGUUAGCAACUCUUUUUCUAAUUGUCUCUUGUCAGUAUAA
This is a messenger RNA of Schistosoma rodhaini, 8403 nucleotides long. NCBI's taxonomy places the organism in Eukaryota, Metazoa, Platyhelminthes, Trematoda, Strigeidida, Schistosomatidae. The record is from the annotation of a GenBank genome assembly.